AUGCCCGUCCGCACCGCCGUCACGCUCAAUGUGUACGACCUCGUGGAGGCCAACGAGUACAUUGCGCCGCUCGGUCUCGGCAUCUUCCACAGUGGCGUCGAAAUCGCCGGAAAGGAGUUCUCGUACGCGAGCGGCUCUGGCGUCUUCUCGGCGAGUCCGCGUCAAGCGCCUGGCGCCAAGUUUCGAGAGUCAAUUGACAUGGGGUUCUUCGAAGGAAGCUUCCAGGAGGCCCAUCGACUGGCCUAUUCUCUAAGCUCGUACUAUACAGGAGACGCCUACAAUCUACUCACCAGAAACUGCAACACGUACGCAGAUGAAGUCUGCCAAGUGCUGCUAGGAAAGCCUAUCCCUGCCUACGUCAAUCGCAUGGCCUACCUUGGCUCGUUUCUUAGCUGCCUCGUACCGGCGACGGUGACAGAUCGUGCACCAGUGGGCGACGAUCCCAGCGCGUCCUCGCGCAUCACGAACGGAACCCCCCAGCGUGUCUACACUCCAUUUACCGGGUCUGGUCAAAGUGUCGGCGGCAAUAAGGAUACACCAUCAUCGUCGGAGUCAUCGGCGCUGGCCGACCGACGCGAGAAAGUUCGCUUGGCGGCUCUUCGGCGGUCUGAACAAGGACAGUAG
Messenger RNA from Hyaloperonospora brassicae, 624 nucleotides. The record is from the annotation of a GenBank genome assembly. NCBI's taxonomy places the organism in Eukaryota, Oomycota, Peronosporomycetes, Peronosporales, Peronosporaceae.